Protopolystoma xenopodis is the source of this 357-nucleotide messenger RNA. NCBI's taxonomy places the organism in Eukaryota, Metazoa, Platyhelminthes, Monogenea, Polystomatidea, Polystomatidae. The record is from the annotation of a GenBank genome assembly.
AUGCCGGCGAAAGUUUUGGGAGUGCACAAAGUCAACGGUUUGAUUGUGGAAAUCAUCACGAAUACUAUGGCAAAGGAUGCACUAUCUGUUCCAAACACAGCUCCCUUUGACAUUGAAUUGUCUUUUAUCGGCUCUCAUGGCCAUGAGCUAGAGGCUGUUGAUUCUCUUGACUUCAGCGCUCGAAUUCUUUCAGAGAAGGCCUUAGGUGUACGUAUCGACCCCACCAUUACUGGCACUCACCUAUAUUCUCCUCUUGUCUUAGACCCUCAACCAGAGAAGGCCCUAGGUGUACGUAUCGACUCCACCAUUACUGGCACUCACCUAUAUUCUCCUCUUGUCUUAGACCCUCAACCAGAG